Molecule: messenger RNA, 3488 nt
Organism: Amyelois transitella
Lineage: Eukaryota; Metazoa; Arthropoda; Insecta; Lepidoptera; Pyralidae
Gene: wg
Product: protein Wnt-1
Exons: 4
Coding region: 36-1223 (395 amino acids)
Biological process (GO): cell fate commitment; neuron differentiation; canonical Wnt signaling pathway
Cellular component (GO): extracellular region
Molecular function (GO): frizzled binding; cytokine activity
Source: RefSeq, a predicted model, not a curated record
UCGACCGCACUCAUGUGAGACCCGAGGUACCGCCCAUGAUGAAGUGUCCGUGGUUGUUUGUGCUCACAGUUCUGUGUUUGAAAUGCGAUGGGGCUGGAAACAAGCCCAGGAGAGGCCGCGGCAGUAUGUGGUGGGGAUUAGCCAAAGCGGGAGAGCCAAAUAACUUGUCACCAAUGUCACCUGGAGUCCUUUAUAUGGAUCCAGCAGUUCAUGCAACACUGAGAAGGAAACAGAGGAGACUGGCCAGAGAAAACCCUGGCGUGUUAUUAGCCGUAGCCAAAGGCGCCAGCAUGGCUGUUGCAGAAUGUCAGCACCAAUUCAAGUACAGAAGAUGGAACUGUUCAACAAGGAACUUCUUACGAGGAAAGAACUUAUUUGGCAAGAUCGUCGACAGAAGUUGCCGCGAAACAGCAUUCAUCUACGCCAUCACCAGCGCUGGAGUGACUCACGCAGUCGCUCGCGCAUGUGCCGAGGGUUCCAUAGAGUCUUGCACUUGCGACUACUCGCACGUAGACCGCUCGCCGAUUCGCUCCCGCGCAGCUACAGCCGCGAACGUCCGCGUCUGGAAAUGGGGCGGAUGCAGCGACAACAUCGGCUUUGGCUUCAGAUUCAGUCGCGAAUUCGUCGACACUGGAGAAAGGGGGAAGACCUUGAGGGAGAAAAUGAAUCUUCAUAACAACGAAGCUGGCAGAGCGCACGUGCAAACAGAAAUGCGGCAGGAGUGUAAGUGCCACGGCAUGUCAGGUUCAUGUACCGUGAAGACCUGCUGGAUGAGACUGCCGAGUUUUCGCUCGGUAGGCGACGCAUUAAAAGAUCGUUUCGAUGGAGCUUCACGAGUCAUGAUGUCCAACACUGAUCUGGAGGCACCUACACAGCGGAACGACGCGGCGUCACACAGGGUGCCGCGCAAGGAACGGUACAAGUUCAAAUUACGGGCACUCAAUCAAGAUUACAAGAAUCCAGGAGUGAAAGACCUCGUAUAUCUGGAUCCUUCGCCAGGUUUCUGCGAAAAGAACCCUAGAUUAGGUAUUGCUGGGACGCAUGGGCGAGCUUGCAACGACACCAGUAUUGGAGUUGAUGGCUGCGACCUCAUGUGUUGCGGGCGAGGAUAUAAGACGGAAACAAUGUUCGUGGUGGAACGAUGUAACUGCACGUUCCACUGGUGCUGCGAAGUCAAAUGCAAACUCUGUCGCACGGAAAAAGUGGUUCACACGUGUUUAUAGGCGCGCGGACGCCAAUGACCCGAACUAGUACUGGUAGCGUCAUUUGUGAUCAAAAGUAACUAGUGUUGGAUGGUUGUGACUGUGACUUGGACGAAAGUGGACCUGUUUAAGUACUCGAGGGCAGAUAACGGACCUUGUACAUAAUCGCUUCACUUAUUCAUCUAUCGAAUUAUUCGAUAUCGUUUUUCACGUUGACUUAUGUAAAUAGUUCUUUACCACUGUUUUUACCUUCUUUAUGUACGAUAAUUGAUACGGCGUGAAAUUAAAAUAAGCUACUCGUUCGGUUAAUUUAUUUGGCUAUUAAGUGCGAACAUGUGAUCUAGUAAAUGUAAUUUUCUUUCUGGUGGAUACUGCGACGUUCGGAAAUUAAUGACUCCAGUUACUUUAUCGGCGACAUAUUUUUGUCAACCUGUCAUCCCCGUUUAAUAAACGAACUUGGGUUCAUUGGUUUCCUAACGCGGUAAGGGUCUAUUAUCAUGUGUUUAAUUAUCGUACUAAAAAUAAUCGCACCCAGUGAAGAGAUUAUGUGAAUGCUUGAAGGGACUUUGAUUGAUAUUUCUUAAUAUCAUUUCUAAAGUACAUUAAAUAUCUCGAAGUUGUAAAGCAAUGAGUAUUAAUGAACCGUAUUUAAUAUACUUUCUAUUUAGACUUCGGUGCGUGGACGCAUAACUGUUUUAAGAACCAAGAGCGAAAUUAUCUUGUAAUUAUAAUUUCAUAUUAUAAUUACGCCAGUUAAUGGAAAUUGUGGCUUAACGGCAUUAGCAUAAAGUUUCUUCUUGGGUGUCCGGUCGCAGGCUGCAUUCAGCCUUAUCAGUGAGUAAGUAGCACCAUCGUAAAAGUGUCCCACAUUACGAGAUAACCGCUCUCGUGGAGAAUUUUAAUUAAAUAUUAAAGGAAUUAAAUAAUCAGUAUUAUACGUAUUAUAUUUGUAUGCGUGUUGAGUCCGAUGUGUUGAGAUAAGGUGGCACGCAAACUCUUGACAUUUGUUAUAGGAUUUAUACAUUGCUCGUCCAUUUUAAGCAUGUUAUUUAUAAUAUAAAGUGCUUAUAAUAUUACUAACAACACUUGUAACUACUGUAUUGAAUUUAACCCGAAUAUGUGAUGGAAUUUUGACUGUAACAAAUCCGACACAUAAAUUUUUCAAAAAAUAAACAUUAUAACUUAAAAUAUUUACACGACACAAUAAAUUUGACAUAUUAUAAUAUUUCGAAAUAAUAUUUUGAUCAUUAAAGAUUUACUAAUUCUGACUGCCCGCAUUCUACAGACUUGCCGAUCAAUGAAUAGUAGCUUUAUUAUUUAUGAAAAUAGGUAUUUAUAUCAACGUGAAUGAUAUUUCAUAUGUGAUAUAAGAUAGUGUUAGCUAAUAAGUAUUAUAGAUAGCCAUCCUGUGAGCUUAAACUGUAUCAUAAAUAUCAUUGAACGCGUAGGAAUGUUUAAAAAUAACAAAUAUUUAUUGAACUUGUUUUAAUUUAUUUAAUUUUACUUUGAGAAUUGCCAUUCAAAGUAAAAUAAACUUUAGAAUAAGUGAAAAAAUCCGAGGUCAAAAAGAUCGGUGAUUUGCAGGUAUUGUACUUAAAUUUAUUAAUGUAUUUUGGGUUUUUUGUAAAUAGACAUUAAAAAGAAAAACAGUGUAAGCCUGGGUGCACACUACGGUUAUGUCGCAUAAUUUAAAAAAUCACACAAAAUGUUGAACUUUAUUAUAAUUUUAAUCGCAUGUGCAUGCACUGUCUACAUUUUGGCGAUAAAAUCGUAGUGUUUUCCAAGUUUAAAAUUACUGUGGAACUGAUACGUCGGAUUUAAAAGACUGAAGUUUUUUUUAAUUAUCGUAGAUUUAAUGUCCAUGACUGCAUUAAGCCUUUAGCCAUGUCUGAGUUUUAGAAAGAAAGCGAAUGUGAUAAAAACUUAUUUUAACUUAAUUUAAAACCAGUGUAUUCAAAAGUUGAUUUUGGUGCCAUUUUAAGCAUUUUACGCCUGACGGUAAUUCAUGUAACCAAUCAAAUUUCCGAUUAAAAUUUUACAUAUGUAAAUAUUGUCAUUAUUAGUAGAUAUAUUUUUUAAGUUAUUUAUGUGAAUGUAGCAUUUUUAUUGUUAAUUUUAGUGAACAAUACAAUUGAAAUCAGCUGAACUCAACUGAAUCUCAAAGCUUAUUGUUGUAUAAAGUAAUGUACUAUUGAAAUGAUAUUUCGUCCAAUGACCGCUUUUGGGGUUGACACAUUUGUAUUAAUAUUGGUUGUACAUUAGCAGUACCUAUUUAUAAUUAAAGUA